Aaosphaeria arxii CBS 175.79 is the source of this 2244-nucleotide messenger RNA. RefSeq lists its product as uncharacterized. The coding region runs from base 1 to 2244 and encodes 747 amino acids. The record is from RefSeq and is a predicted model, not a curated record. The transcript has 3 exons. NCBI's taxonomy places the organism in Eukaryota, Fungi, Ascomycota, Dothideomycetes, Pleosporales.
AUGUCGUUUGGAGUCAGUCCUUCUGAUAUCGUCAAGCUCGUAGAGUUCUCUACGCGCAUCUAUGUUGCCUUCAAGGAUGCAAACGACAAUUCCGAGGCUCAGGUCGAGGCACUCGUUCGGGAGUUCUCAAACUUCCACGAGUGUCUCGUCCAGCUUGAUGAGCUCAUGAAGGAGUACGGCAAACCACUCCCGUUUCCUUAUCUUGACUUCAAGGAAACGCUAGAGAAAUGUGACAAGACACUCAAAGGAUAUGCCACCCAUCUAGUCGACAACAAGAAAAUGACUCCCAAGAAGUUCGUUUAUACUAUCAAGUAUAUCGGCAAAGAGAAGGAAAUCGAUGGUCUCAGGAAGCAGCUCUCUGGACACUACCAAGCAACUCAAAUGUGCAUCAGUUUUCUACAACUUCGACUCCACCUGGAAGCCACAAAACAAACACAGCGUCUUCUUGACUCGGCACCGUUCCGCGCAAUGAGUUUCGGCGGUCAAAUGUACUCCAGCAAUGCUUUUGCCAGCAGUUCUCGUGCUACGCCCAACGCACUGCCCCCACCUUCAGAAGCAGAUCAACUCUAUAAAGACUGGCUGGUGUUUAAUCGCUGGCUCAAGAGUGAAGAUGAGAGAAUAGUACGAGAGAACGAUCUCGUGUCCCGGCCACUUUCACUGGGCAACACGCCAGCAAUAGCUCCUAGCGGCGACACAGAAACCGCCGCAGUUCUCUACCACCUUAGGCGGGAAUUAGAAGAUGCCAUACUGAUUGAAGAAAAUCGUGCAAAACGGGUCGCCAUCGAGAAGACACGCAACAGUCUGUCGCCAAAUGACGCCAUACGAAAAGAGGUCAAGGCAAUGCCGCAAGUUCCACAGCGAACAUACACACUAGACACAGACCAUUCAGGAGACUUUUCACGGUUCAGAGAAUCUAGCCUGUCAAGCUUGAACACGGCCAUGCAGCAGAGUCCAACAGCCUCCUUAACGACCUCUCCAACAGGGAGUCCGCAAAUACCUGCAAACCAUUUUCACCCCAUCGACUGGAACAACAAUACCGCGAACGACAUGAACCGAACCCUAUCCGUAUCUACAGUGCAUUCAAAUGCCAGUAGUCGACUCUUUUCAAUUUCAUCGAUUGGCUCAGAAGCCAGCCAGAGCCCCGACGGCCACAAUAAUGGCCUAGCAAUAUCUACACCAGGAACCACGCCGGAGAACCCUGCCCUCCACCACCGCCUCUCCAAUGCCUCACUCGCAACCAUGGCCCUAGGUGAAGGCGCUUUGACCUGGACGAAACUCGGCCGCAAAGUAGACGUCGAGCGGACCUCUUCGAAGGGCGUGGAGCGCAAACAAUGCGACCUCCACUGGCGCUAUAACGAAGAGGCAGGCCUCUCCAUCCGCGCCGUCUUCCGAUCAGGCAAAGAAGUAAAAGUCUUCAUUACCCAAAGCUUCCCUGCGACGGGGCCCAGUAUCCCACUAACCACCAGCUCCCUUGACGGUGGCGAAACUUGCAUCAACUUCCCUCGCUCCAGUUACGGACACUUGGACAAACGCGCCACAGACAUCAAAUACACGUUCCCUACCCAAGAGUCCUCACACCCACUUCAAACACUCCUAUACACCAACAACGGCAAAGACGACGCGGAGCUCCUCUACGACCGUCCCGUCCUCACCGUCUCCUCGGACAAAAACAAACCUGAGUGCCGCAUGAAGAACAUCCGCCUCUGGCGCCGCACCGAGGACCUCGAUGCCGUCAACGGCCCUGUGUCUGCCGACGUCCUGGUCCUCCUGUUCUACACCUCCGCGCUGCCGGAAGGGAAAGGCCACUGGGUCGAGGAACCGCACUAUAUCUUCCAAUGGCUCGACGACGCGGUGUACAAGAAAGUCAGCGACAAACUCGUCCUCGUCGUGUCUAAGGAGCCGGGGAAAUGGAACCGCGACAAGAUCUUCAAGAGGAGGAUAAGCAGUAGCAACGACGUAUCAUCACCGUCCUCGUCGGCGGCACAGUCCAACGCUAUUGCCAUUCGCAGGACUUCUGCGGUACCAAUGAUAAGGAGGACAGACACGGGAGUAUCGUCAUCGUCGGCGAUGUCGGUGAAGUCCACGCUAUCAGUCUUCGGGGGUAAACCGUCCAAGGCGGCGAACUUGAACCGCUUCGGCUACUCGGAGCUGGAGAUUAAAUUUCAGAGUAAGAAGGAUCGGAUGGAUUUCCUGGAGAUCUGGAAACAAUAUGUCAAGCCGUUGGGGAUGGUGGACGGUGGUUAG